Dalotia coriaria is the source of this 3211-nucleotide messenger RNA. RefSeq lists its product as uncharacterized. The record is from RefSeq and is a predicted model, not a curated record. The transcript has 7 exons. The coding region runs from base 451 to 3054 and encodes 867 amino acids. Lineage: Eukaryota; Metazoa; Arthropoda; Insecta; Coleoptera; Staphylinidae. Gene Ontology annotation, molecular function: protein binding.
GCAAACAAAACGUCGCGAAUUCGUCGGCGUGCGCGCAUUCGUCGAGCGCUCCCGACCGCGCUCAACUUUAGCGCUGGUGAAUUUUUUCGUAAGUCGCUUGUGCGCGGUUCUAUCGCGUUUGCGGUGCGCGGCGCGUUUAGUCGCAAGAAGAAGUCCUUCGUCGGCAGGUGAGGCGCGAGACGAGAUAACGACCACGCGGUCGCGGACAAAUGUCGUGAAUCGUGGACGAUCAUAAACCAAGCGUGCGGUAUCAGUGCGUAUCAUCUCUCAUGGGUUAAUAAAAUUCGUGCGCGCGCGCCGCAAACAAAAGGUUUAAUCGACGACGACGACAACGGCGAAUAACAACUUUAACGAUUGAUAAAUAAUCGACCAUUGGCCAAACAACCACUAGUUUUACACACAUUCAAUUUUAUUUAGCAGAAACUAACGUCCAAAACGACUCUCAAUGAAAUGAUGCGAUUAUUUCGACGACGAUGCUCCGACCCCAACCCCCAAUUAGUGAGUUUAUCACCCCUCACCGACGGAUACGAAGACCAGACACAAAAUGCCCAACCCACGCAUCCGGCACCAGUGAUAACCUCACAAAUCACUCCGGUUCAUUCCAGGGAUGCAUCACCAAAAUCUAGUCGUGCAACAUGGAGUAAACGCGUCGGUGAGAAAUGGGACAAACUCAAACGUGCAGACUCUUCGGAAUUAUUAACAAACACACCAACGAGAAGAAAACAAUACACACAAACACCAACAAGUAAUCCAGUAUCACCUGUGGUGCAAGAAAAACGCAUUUCAAGAGUAGAAUCUUUACGAAAUCUAAUCCAACGUGUUGGAGAUAAAUUUUCAGACACAGAAACGGAUAAUGAAGGCUCACAAUGUAAAUUUUUCGCGAAAGAAUCUGGAAAACGCACGUUACGACACAAGAAAAAGUUUAGAUCCACCGCGGAUAAUCUAGCAUUGACUGAAGAACAACUUCUGAAUUAUUUAUCGAUAAUUAAACCGAAUAAACAAGAAUUAAUCGAUAUGUUAUCAGAUUUAAAUCAUGAACAAGAUAAAGAGUUGCGGGAACGCGAAAGUCGUGAUAAAAAAAUGUCCAAGUCGAAAGCUUUUUCGAUUCUGCAUGAUGCACAGAAAGGCACUCCUAGAUUAGGUAAAAAAUUCCGUGGAGUCCGAAAUAUGUUCAUGCGAUCUUCUUCAAAAUCAGACGAUGAAGUUGAUUACAAACGAAAUUCCGCAACCAGUGUUACAAGCCUUUCAGAAUUAAUAAAACAAUCACGAAAAAGUCUUUCCAACAUAGAAAUAUCUUCAGUUUUGAAUUCGUUGUUGAUUAAAAGCGAUGAAAGUGGUUAUGGAAGUGAUUCGACCCGAACCGGCUUGGAUUCACCGCGAGGUUCGAUAAAAUCUGAACUUUCCGAACACAGUCCGGAUAUCCGAGAAGAAGCUAAUUGCACUGCAAAUAUUAACACUCCGAUUGAUACUAAUGACAUUACGAUUACGAACGAUACGAAUGUGACCAAUGGACAGCAGACACCCGCACAGGCGACAUUAUCAACGACUCCGAAGAGAUUUAACACUUACGAAGACGAUACUGAUACAGCCGAAGACGACGACGACGAGGAUCAUCAUUCCACGUUGAAGAUGCAACGAUUGGCGGUGCACAGGGGUUCCGGUACUACACCGAAACGACCCAGGUCAACGAGUGGAGAUUUUGAUACUAUGUUAUCAAGAAGAAAAGCGUCGAAGAUUUUCGGGAAUAGUAAAGAGUAUUCACCUGCGAAUGUUGAAAAACAUGUGAAUAGGGAUUUUAUGAAGGAAGCCAAAGAAAAAGAAAAACAAGAAGAUAAAAAGUUAAGUUAUACUGAAUUAAGUCAUACUUUCACCGAAAAAUUAGACCAGCUUAGUUUAAAACCGGAAAAUCAAGUUUCAUCUCCCGAGAAACGCGCCCCUAUCCUCGAAAAAGAAUAUAAAUGCGUCAGACUACGUUUGGAUCCAUCCGAAGUGAUAGGAAUCGAAAUUCAAGUGAAAAACCCAGCGGAUUAUUUAAAAUCUUACGUUGUUAGUGAGAUACUUCCUGCUUCAGCUGCAGAAAGAAAUGGAAAUAUUUUCAUUGGCGAUGAAGUAGUAAAAGUAAAUGGCACACGUCUGCGUGGAUCUACGCUAGAUCAAGCAACUUCCUCACUGCGUGCACAAAAUGGCGAACUGGAGAUUGUAAUAAGUCGCUUCAAACCAAGCGAAAGGAAAGUCUCGACUGUUUCGGACACGUGCGGCAACCGUUUUGCUCAACCCUACUCACCCUCGUAUUCAAAAUACACUGCCAAUGUGUCUGACUUCCAAGAAUACGUCCCGCACGUCCGAAAAACCAGUCCAAGUCAUAAAUACUCCCUGAAUAAACACCCGAGUAAUCCUGUUAUUAGUCCGGUUACAAAAACUAGUCAUAACCACAAUUUUCCACAUCAAAAUAAUCAAAAUGGCGUCGAGACACGGGUGACUUUCACAGACGGUUAUGCAACGUCGACAAAGCCGAAUAAUUUCAAAGUACCCACUGUAAGAUCCCCGCAUUCGUCAUCAGCAAGUCAAUUAGGUAUUGGAAAUAAUGGAAAUUUUAAAAUUCCCGCCAGUCCGAAGAAACUUACCGGAAUGCGGAAGUUCUCCUGUUCGAAUUUGGAGAACUACGGAAGUAGGAGGUGUAGUAUUGCUGUACCGAUCCCUGCAGCGCGUAAAACUCAGCAGGUUUACUCUGCGACAUUCAGAAAAGGUCCCGGGAUGAAAUCUUUAGGGUUUUCUAUUGUUGGAGGGAUUGAUUCACCACGUGGACCGAUGGGGAUCUUCAUCAAAACUAUUUUCCCGCAGGGACAAGCUGCUGAAUCAGCAAUAUUACAAGAAGGAGAUGAGAUUUUAUCGAUAAACGAUGCACCUCUUGAUAAUAUGACCCACAAUCAAGCGAUUGUGAUGUUUAAGAACAUCAAGAGUGGCGAUGUGGUGCUGGAAAUCGCGAGGAGGAACAACUACCAAAGAAGGGCAAUUAAAUCCCGAUCAUGUGAUGCGUUGGAUAUGUUUGACUGAGCAAGAAUUUAUUUAGUUUGUAAUCUAUAUGAAUUUACAAUAAUAAUUUGACGAUUGUGAAUCAACCACGACUAGUAAUUAAAUAAAACCGAGUUUACUAAUGUUGUACACUGGUCAGAGUGACUAAAUGCAAUAAAACUUGAACGAUUGAUUGAUA